Messenger RNA from Symbiodinium sp. CCMP2592, 345 nucleotides. The record is from the annotation of a GenBank genome assembly. NCBI's taxonomy places the organism in Eukaryota, Dinophyceae, Suessiales, Symbiodiniaceae.
AUGGAUGAGCUGGACAAAUCAUGGGCAUUCAGAUUUGGAGAGUUCUUUGCUGGCAAAGCGAAUGCCACGUUUUGUGCCAAAGUGAUGGGUUUUGCUGCAUUCAAGCUGGAUGCUUCUUAUGGUGGCAAGUACAAUAACCUCUUGACUCCCAGUGGGAUGGCGCUGCUUGGCUGGGAGUUCGAACAGGCACAUGGUGCAGCCCCAGAGGCAGUGCUGAUCCACAGCAUGAAGAAUGACGUCGAGCUGUGGGAGGAUGCAGACAUGCCCAGUGUUUGCAAAUACCUCCGUGGGGCUGCAGGAUUGAAUGUUCCUAUGGAGCUGAGAGUAGUUCUGGGCAUGUGUUAG